GCAGGCAGAUCAAUGAGCUGGAAGUAGUCACUAUUUUUAACCCUGUGUAGGUAUAAGAGCUGUUUGAAAAUGUCUCUUAUAGAAGUUCUUCUCCAGACAUCAAGUACGGUGACACUGCUGGGGGCUCUGCUGUUUCUGCUGGCUCUUUACCGCCUCUCCUCUGGUUCCAACUCUGAGGAACAGGGGAAGGCGCCUCCAGGACCCAGGCCUCUGCCCCUGCUUGGUAACAUGCUCCAGCUGGAUCUCAAGAGGCCCUACCGCACCCUCUGUGAGCUGUCCAAGAAAUAUGGGUCUGUUUUCACGGUUCACUUUGGACCCACAAAAGUGGUGAUCCUGGCAGGGUACAAGACGGUCAAGCAGGCGCUGGUCAACCAUGCAGAGGAGUUUGGGGACAGGGGCAUGCUUCCUGUGUUCUAUGACUUCACCAAUGGACAUGGUAUUCUGUUUGGCAAUGGCGAAUCAUGGAAAGAGAUGAGGCGCUUUGCCUUGGCGAACCUUAGAGACUUUGGGAUGGGCAAGAAAGUGAUUGAAGAGAAAAUCUUAGAGGAAUCUCUCUACCUGAUUGAAGUGUUUGAAAAUCACAAGGGUAAAGCAUUUGACACAACCCAGCCAUUGAAUUAUGCUGUCUCCAACAUAAUCUCCAACAUUGUGUACGGCAGCAGGUUUGAAUACUCUGACCCCAAGUUCAAAGCCACUGUAAAACGAGCCAAUGAGAACCUCCGAAUAGGUGGCUUUGUUUCAAUACAGUUGUACAACAUGUUCCCCUGGCUGGGCCCUUGGCUGAAAAGCAGGAAGCUUUUGUUGAAGAAUAUUGAGAACAACAAGAAGGAGAUGGGGGAGCUGGUGAGGGGGCUGAAGGAGACUCUCAACCCUCAAAUGUGUAGAGGCUUUGUGGACUCGUUCCUUGUCCGAAAGCAGACCCUGGAGGAAUCUGGCAACAAGAACUCUCACUACCAUGACAACAACCUGAUAUCCUCUGUGGCCAACCUGUUUUCUGCUGGUACAGACACCACAGGGACAACCCUACGCUGGGCUUUGAUGCUAAUGGCCAAGUACCCCCUUAUACAGGACCGGGUCCAGGAGGAGAUCAGCAGGGUUAUAGGAAGUCGUCAGCCCUUAGCAGAGGACAGGAAGAACCUGCCCUACACUGAUGCAGUGAUCCAUGAGACCCAGAGACUGGCCAACGUUUUACCCAUGGCCAUCCCUCACACCACCAGCAGAGACAUCACCUUCCAGGGAUAUUUCAUCAAGAAGGGGACGCUUGUGUUUCCUCUACUGACGUCUGUCCUACAAGACGGAAGCGAAUGGGAGAGCCCACACACCUUUAACCCUGCCCACUUUCUGGAUGAGGAAGGUCGAUUCACCAAGAGGGAUGCCUUCAUGCCCUUCUCUGCAGGUAUUAGGGUGUGUCUGGGGGAGGGUCUGGCCAGGAUGGAGCUCUUCCUCUUCUUCACCUCCCUCCUGCAGCGCUUUCAUUUCUCUCCUCCUCCUGGAGUAACAGAGGAUGAUCUGGACCUCACACCGGCCGUGGGGUUCACCCUCAACCCUUCACCUCACCAGCUGUGUGCUGUGAGCCGGGUCUGA
This is a messenger RNA of Salvelinus namaycush (lake trout), 1584 nucleotides long. Its product is annotated as cytochrome P450 2K1-like. Gene Ontology annotation, molecular function: oxidoreductase activity, acting on paired donors, with incorporation or reduction of molecular oxygen, reduced flavin or flavoprotein as one donor, and incorporation of one atom of oxygen; iron ion binding; heme binding. The transcript has 8 exons. Lineage: Eukaryota; Metazoa; Chordata; Actinopteri; Salmoniformes; Salmonidae. The record is from RefSeq and is a predicted model, not a curated record. Gene Ontology annotation, biological process: xenobiotic metabolic process. Gene Ontology annotation, cellular component: cytoplasm; intracellular membrane-bounded organelle. The coding region runs from base 70 to 1584 and encodes 504 amino acids.